CCAAGAGAUGGCGCCCAAUGUUAAGGAAGCCCCCCUUUACACCGGAGUGUUGGACGAGGGCGAGCCCGUACCAGACUACCUGAGCGCCAUCGCCACGGCGGAGGCCGAGGAGAAGACCAAGUCGUACCGCGAGCUGCAGCCCAUCCUGUGGGACCGCGUGGCCGGUCACCUCGUGUUCAACCUCCUGUCCGUCUACGCCGUCAAGCUCAUCUUCACGGACGCCAAGCUCCUGACCACGGCAUGGGCCUUCCUGCUGUUCAUCGCGGGUAACCUGGGCGUCACCUCGGGCGUGCACAGGCUGUGGAGCCACCGGGCCUACCGGGCGAAGCUGCCGUGCCGGCUGCUCCUGGCCGCCUUCUACACCAUGAGCUGGCAGGGCACCAUCUACCAGUGGGCCAUCGACCACCGCGCGCACCACAAGUUCACCGAGACGGACGCCGACCACGUGAACGCCCGCAGGGGCUUCUUCUUCUCGCACAUCGGCUGGCUGCUCUGCAAGAAGCACCCCGACGUGAUCCGCUUCGGGAAGACGAUCGACUGCUCCGACCUGCUCGCCGACCCCGUGGUCUACUACCAAAAGAAGUACUACUACGUGUUCAUGCCGAUCCUGUGGUACCUGAUCCCCGUGGCCGUGCCCAUGCUGCUGUGGGGUGAGACGCACUCCAACGCCUUCCUCGUGGCCGUGGCGCUCCGCUUCACGCUCGGCCUGCACGCCAUCUUCCUCGUCAACUCCGUCGCCCACAUGUUCGGCUCACGCCCCUACGACAAGUGAGUAGCGCGUGACGACGCUGACCGACAGG
Molecule: messenger RNA, 800 nt
Organism: Frankliniella occidentalis (western flower thrips)
Lineage: Eukaryota; Metazoa; Arthropoda; Insecta; Thysanoptera; Thripidae
Product: acyl-CoA Delta-9 desaturase-like
Exons: 4
Coding region: 8-772 (254 amino acids)
Biological process (GO): unsaturated fatty acid biosynthetic process
Cellular component (GO): endoplasmic reticulum membrane
Molecular function (GO): stearoyl-CoA 9-desaturase activity; iron ion binding
Source: RefSeq, a predicted model, not a curated record